Molecule: messenger RNA, 486 nt
Organism: Penicillium paradoxum
Lineage: Eukaryota; Fungi; Ascomycota; Eurotiomycetes; Eurotiales; Aspergillaceae
Exons: 1
Coding region: 1-486 (161 amino acids)
Source: RefSeq, a predicted model, not a curated record
AUGGAGCUGAAAGUGUACGCUGAUAACACCGGAUCGGGAAAAUGGACCGUCUACAGCCGCGCUACCGCCGUAGAGCUCGGUGCAUGCUCGGUUGUAGCCGUAUACAACCAACACGGCUUCUUGAUGUCUAACAUAUCUCCGGACGGGAACAGGGAGGCACCCGCUGCAGCAAGGCUGUGUCAAGAGUACAGCAGGGUCAAGGAAUCACUAUUCUGCAACGAACCUGUCAUGUUGUGGAUUCUGUACGAACAGGAGAACCCAGAGAAAGGAGGAAGUAUCAGAGCUGCCAUGCAGAGUGUUCGCGCUGUUCAGGCCUUUGAGCAGGUGUAUUCUGGGGAAUCAUUCAUGGCUAAGACCAAAGAUGCCGGCGCUCAAUUUUCUCUCACGUUCUCGGCUGGUGUUGUCAGGGCUACUAUGCACCGACAGGAUGGGAUGGGGUCUGCUAUUCCGCUUUCAGGGGGGAGAUCGAUUGUGCUGUGUACCUAG